ACCUCCCCUGAAGCUGAUGGCGCCGUGGCUCGAGCUGCCCUUCCACAUCGAAAAGGUAACGCCGGAGGAGGAGAAACUCGUUAGGAAAUGUCUCAUAGGUUAUUCUCGUCCGUUCGUGCGUUGCGGCAAACACGGCUACUUGAUGCCGGGAGCCUUCGAGAAACAUGCAGAACACAUCUACAAUCUGCAGGUCCGACCUGACGACGUGUGGGUCAUCACGUUUCCACGAUCAGGAACUACAUGGACGCAAGAAUUAGUAUGGCUCGUAGAAAACAAUUUAGACUUCGAAACAGCGAGAUCAAAACCUUUGUACGAGAGAUUCCCUAUGGUUGAAAUCACAUCUAAAAUACCGGACUUAGCGUUCGAGUUGAUAAAAAUGAACUUCCUGAACCUGCGCUCCUUCCAAGGGCUAAACGAAGCGGUCAGGGUUCCCAGUUGGAAAUCCGUCGACAACGCGCCGUCGCCUCGCUUCAUCAAGACCCACCUGCCGCUCUCUCUUCUACCUCCUAAGCUGCUGGACACAGCCAAGGUCAUCUAUGUGGCGAGGGAUCCUAGAGACGUGGCAGUGUCAUAUUAUUAUUUCUACAAAAUGGUCGCGAAAGGCUUAUUCAGGACGUCUCUCAAGACUUUCUGGGAUGCAUUUCGAAAAGAUUUACUGCCUUGGACUCCCGUAGUAGCACACACGAUCGAGGCUUGGCAGCAGAGGAAUCAUCCUAAUCUCCAUUUCCUAUUUUAUGAAGAUCUGAUUCAGGACCUACCAAAGGAGAUUCUCCGAAUGUGCAAGUUCAUGAACCGUGAAUAUUCUGAGGAGCAAAUGAAGCAGCUAGCGGACUACCUCAGCUUCGAAAGCUUGCGCAAGAACAAGAACGUCAAUAACUCCACGGACAAAACCGUGCAGUUCAUAAGAAAUGGCAAAAUCGGCAGCUGGAAAACUCACUUCGACCAAAAGAUGCUCAUUCAAGCCGAAGAGUACCUCAUCUCACGGUUGCAAGGUUCAGAUUUGGCCUAUCCUACGUUCUCCACAGAAGACGAGUGCUCGAGACUGUGAUAUUGUGAUGGAAAUUCGUCUUGUCCUGCAAAUAAUUUCGAAGAGUUGGCGAUUACCAGUUUUGUUCUUGUCGUGUAAGACACGUUGGUGUUAUCUUUCGGUAGAAGAGAUCUCGGUGGAUUGGUCAGAGGAGUAAUUACGCCAUAUUUAUUGAAUAUUGAGUUUGGCGAGGCCAGCAGACAUCUCCAUGGCGGUUUAGUGAAUUAUGACAUUUUGUGGUAAAUAAACCACACGCAUUUAUUUUGUGUUCCUGUUAUGUGGUUAAACCUACUUAUAUUUUAUUUAGCAAGUAUUAAUUUACAGUGCUAUAAUACACACAAAUCCUUUAUUUAUUCAUAUAAGCAAUAAGAAGACUCGUUCUAGGAAGAAACACGGCAAAGGAGUGACGACGUGUUAGUUGUAAAACGGAAUAAAAUUUACCAUCAAAAAUAAAACUCACGUCGUUUUGAAAACGUUCUUAUUUGACUAUAUGUGUGGUUUUUGUUCGUCGUCGUUGGUACCGUAACAUACAAGUAGACGUUGCAAAGUAUGCAAACUAUGCAUCAUGCCUCCUACCAAUAUACUAAUAUUUAUUCCGGGCCGGAAGUUUCCGUAGUAUAACUUUACUUCGGUUUCGUUAAGCAUUUGAUUAAGUUACGAUGUUGUAGUUAGCUAGUUGACUUUGUACAAAAAAUGAAAAACGUAUUUCUUAGACUUUAAAGCUAGAAUAAGAUAUUUGUGUAACAAGAUGAUUGAGA
Molecule: messenger RNA, 1785 nt
Organism: Hyposmocoma kahamanoa
Lineage: Eukaryota; Metazoa; Arthropoda; Insecta; Lepidoptera; Cosmopterigidae
Gene: Sult
Product: estrogen sulfotransferase-like
Exons: 8
Coding region: 17-1048 (343 amino acids)
Biological process (GO): sulfation
Cellular component (GO): cytoplasm
Molecular function (GO): sulfotransferase activity
Source: RefSeq, a predicted model, not a curated record